AUGGAAUGUAGCAGUGAACAGGGCGGUCGUUAUGCGACCCCAGCUUCGGCUGAGGCAGCGAGUGGUGCGGCGGAUGGCCGCACGGCGGGGCCUGCCCCGUCGGCGGUCACAAACCGCCGCCCACCUACGACCGACCGGUCCAGACGGACGGGCGUGACCCAGAGAGGCAGGCGCGCACUUUCGGCGGAUGGGGGCAUGCCCCUGCACGCCUUUGCCCGCGCGCUCGACGUUGGUGGCCCGCCGGCCGUACCCUCGGCCUCACAGCCGGCCGCCCAACAGACGCGACCGGCCUCGACACCUGAGGCCACAACAUCGAUGGAGACAGCGCCUUCUGGGGACCCAGCCCAGACGCCAGAAGCGGAAAGGCAGCUCGCCUUCCUGAUGGGCCUCAUCCCAGGCGCCAAACCAUCUCCGGAUAUCCCGGAAGCGGUGCAGCACUCGCGUAAGCGGCCAGCUGACGUGAGUGCGGAAACAGAGAGCAAAAGGACCGCCACUAGCACGACUAGUAGCGCGCCCACGCUCCGCACCCAGCGGAAGGCGUCGCGGAAGGGAUCCAGGACCCUUCCUCCUACCGUUGACGACGAGGGUUUUAUACAGCCCUCCCGCAAGCACACAGCCAGGGCUGUGGUGCUUGCGCAACAGUCAGCGGUGCACACCGGCAACCGGUUCGCUGGCCUCUCCAAUGAUGCCAGCGAGCCCAUGGACAGCCAACAGCAGCAGCAGAUGAAGUCGCCCCCACCACCUCCCGUGGUCAUCAAAUGGACUGGCGACUUCCGCGAGUUCAGGGAGAAAGUGAAGAGCUACGCAUCCGCUGCCACCGACAAGGCACCCGCCAAAUCGGUUGAGAAGCGCCCAGCCGCCCCCGCGGACGUCCAGGGGCGUGGCAGUCAACCGGAGCCUACGCCAGCGGCGGUAGCCGUGCGCGGGCGCGGACCGCCGAGAGAACACCAGCUCGAGCCUGCGCCAGCGGCGGUAGCCGUGCGCGGGCGCGGACCGCCGAGAGAGCACCCAACGCCAGCCAGGGUCGUCCGCCGGCGCGGACGGCGGAGGGAGCGCCCGGCCCGCGAGCCAGCAGCCGAUCAGCCCGCUGUUCGAGUGCAGGAGCCAGCAUCCUCUCCCCGCACUGACUUUUCAUCCGCAGCGAGCGUCGCGGAGGAAGUCAGGGCCCUGAGGGAGGACUUCAAGCUGCUCCUGCAACAAUUUCCGCAGAUGAUCGCGUCUGCAGUGCAGUCGGCCGCCCAGGCCACCACCACAUCAGCUGUUCCCACACCCAAACAUGGAUAG
Messenger RNA from Schistocerca cancellata (South American locust), 1284 nucleotides. RefSeq lists its product as uncharacterized. The record is from RefSeq and is a predicted model, not a curated record. The transcript is spliced from 2 exons. The coding region runs from base 1 to 1284 and encodes 427 amino acids. Lineage: Eukaryota; Metazoa; Arthropoda; Insecta; Orthoptera; Acrididae.